This is a messenger RNA of Exophiala xenobiotica, 4731 nucleotides long. RefSeq lists its product as uncharacterized. Bases 1472 to 4159 code for a protein of 895 amino acids. The transcript is spliced from 7 exons. The record is from RefSeq and is a predicted model, not a curated record. Gene Ontology annotation, cellular component: cytoplasm. Gene Ontology annotation, biological process: nuclear-transcribed mRNA catabolic process, deadenylation-dependent decay. NCBI's taxonomy places the organism in Eukaryota, Fungi, Ascomycota, Eurotiomycetes, Chaetothyriales, Herpotrichiellaceae. Gene Ontology annotation, molecular function: mRNA 3'-UTR binding.
AAACGUAAAAGACCCAAUGCUACCUGGUACCUAUCUGGAUGCCUAUGUGAAAGAGUACAUGUCUGCAAAAUCCCUGCAGGACUACGCAUCCCUUCAGGCCGCUGAUAUAGAGUCUUGGUAUCUGGCUCUCUCCGUAUAUACCAUCUAUUCACUUUGGCCACGUCACAGGUUCCGCCGGCAUCCCCUGCUUCGAAUUCUCUGGCUUGACCCAGUGACUGUUCGCCAGCCUGAUCAUUGCUGGCCAGUCGGAAGACAAAGCUGACAGAGUUACGAGAGACAUUUCCGACAAGUCUUCCAGAAGCGAUGGUGCUAAUGCAACCUCAAGCGAAGAAGAAAAGAUCUACAGUACAGCAAAGACGCAAGCCACCUCAGAGAUGCGCGCAACCAAGAAAAGGUCGGAUCUUGACAGGGCUUUGGGCUGAAACACUUCCCCUCCCUUGCCAUGCCACGAAUCCAACCAUUCUCCUUCUGGAUGCCGCAGAUGCCCGCCUAGCCCUAAAGCCUCUGGGCACUCGGCACCCACUGGGUACUUCCGGGCACGCCUGUCUCGAUAAGCCACCCGCCAAACUUCGGAGGCCUAGCGAAGGCGUCUCUGCCCAAAAGUCCAUGAUGGUCCCCAUCAGUCCCUACAGUCCCUACAGUUUCAACUCCACCGAAGCCCACUUGACCUGGUCGAUCUGGGGUUUCGCUCAUGGUCUUUCUGCCUGCGCAUCAUCAUUGUUGCCAUUCACCACCAUUUUUUCGAUAUAUCAUCCGGGGUCAGGUUCUAUCCGAUAUAUGCACCUUUUUACGGCUUUGCUGGUUCUUUUCGUGUAACAGUCCACUCACCUCUGUUUGUCUUGGUCCUCCCCAAUUCUCCACCCGAGCGAUUGCCCGUGUCUCCCUCACCGCAAAGCGAUCCACCUCAUCCCGUCAGAUUUGCGCCUCGCCUUACACAAAACCGGCGACGCAACAUUCCACGGCUUCCAGACAUCCAUUCCUUUCUUAUCCCUUGCUCCAUGCGCAAUCCGCGGUCGAGGCUCAUGUCUGCUGGCAGAUGCUCCUCUUUUCCUCCUUCUGUCGCUAUCCGCCCGCUGCGAAUACUGCCUAGGGCCAUGCUUCUCAUUUGCCCUGCGGCUGCCUGCUGAGAAUUGUACCAUCCAUCGGCUUUGCUGGCGAACGAAGGGGUACAUGACUCUGCCAACCUUGCUUCGCAUCCAGCACUCCUUCGUCUUCUUUAAUUUCUCGACCUUGCUUCCGUUUCCUCCUUGUAUCUACGACAGCCUCUUUUAUAAUUCGGGACGGUGUACAUCCUCCCGCUACAUACUUUCGAAAUACUGUUCAUACAGCCUGUACCUUUCUCUCGAGGUCGUGGUUUUUUUUAUAUUUGCGUCCCAAGGCGCCGACUGAAUAUCUACAUAACCUCCACAUUCUUCAGUACUUCCCAACCAUUUCAGCCUGGCCUUCUGUCUAGCACAGUGUUACCCUCACAAUGGACGGCGGGACGACGUUGGAAACCUCACGGAAUGGUCGCAUUUCAGCUUAUGACCGAACUUCCUCUUCGAGACCCCAACUGGGCGUCGGGACCGAUUUUGAUAGGGGAAAGAGUGCUUGGAAUUCUACAAGCCGCAUAUGGGGUACAAAACCUGGUUAUGGUGAUGAGCAGCCCGCAAGACCAUCUCCCGCUCGGCAGACCUCGUCCACUAGUUUUGGUCCAGGCAGAACAGCCACCACUUCGAUACGCACGCCGACCGAAUUUGAACAUGGAUAUCCCGCACAAUCGAAACUCCCCUGGAGCGCCGCCUCGACCACCGUCAGCCACGAUCGUAGAUCAAGAGCGCAGCCUCUAUCGCCGACCCAACCGAGACAGAGUCAUGGCGUGGAUUUCGUGACCAACGAUCACAACGGGAGUGGUGAAGAGUCGAGUCUGUUUGAAGGAAGCGCUCCAGAUGUGGAAGAUGAGCCUCUGAUGGAAUAUCAAUCCACCCAAAACCGACGUACGGUCCUUGACAGUUCUCGCUUCAUGCAAUCUCCUACCCGAGCCACAGCUUUCGGUCGCACUCUAUACGAUCCUCAAUUCCAGGCUAUCAAUGCAGGCAACUUCAACGCUAACGGCAUAUUUGCGUCCAGGAAUGGGUACGAACCUGACCAGGACCGUCUCUCCAACGGAUAUGCAACCACACCAGUCAGCAGUGAACCAUACGCCGUCCCAAAUAGCUACACAACUAGCCGAUUGCCUGAGCAGCCACCCGUUCCCUUGUCAAGGUUCGACCAGAUUCUGCCGCAACAUGCAAAAGCCAACGGCCGUACUUGGGCUGCUGCCCGGGUGGAAGGGUUUGAUUCCUCAUCGGCCCAAAACUUUGACGAAGCUCUCCAAGCUCUACAGGCGUUCGGACUUGACCAAUUGCACGACACGACUGACAUGAUUUCUUUCCGUCGCUCUUGCAACAUCCAACCUCAAUACCAGCGUCUUGUUCAGCCCAAGUCCAUGCAAUCUUCGUCACAACCAAGGCCACAUUUCGGCAACAUCGAGAGCCAAUUUCACCCAGCAGCCGGGAAUGUAACCAUGCCAACGCGCUUGAACCCUCAAGCUGUCCCUCAUUUUGGAGGCUUGCCAUAUGCCGGCGGAGCAACCCUCUCGCCUUUGGCCAAUGACUAUCGCAGCAACCUUCAUAGUCCAUACAGUUCCCAGCUCGGCACCCCUCCAACUGGGCCCUUGUCGGUACGAAGCACUGCCGGCAGCGGUGUCUCCAGCCGGACGUCCCAUCGAGAAUCCUCGAACAUGGACCGUAAAUUUUCCAAUAGCGACCAAUACGGCUUGGAACAGGGGAUGCUAAUGUCAGCCUCUCUGCACCAGGAGCUUGGUAAUGGGUUCCACUAUGACAUGCAUGGGCCGAUGCACACCAUGCAGAUGAACCCUCUUGCAAACCCGUAUAUGAUGUCUGUGCACCCGGCUAUCAACCAUUAUCCUUCGCCGACCCGCAUGUCCGUUCGUGAGCCCGACCAGAACCAAGUCGUCAGAAGCGCGCGGCUUGAGGAGUUCCGCAUGAACAGCAAAACCAACAAGCGAUUCGAGCUCAAGGACAUUUAUGACCAUGUGGUGGAAUUCAGUGGAGAUCAGCACGGUUCACGCUUCAUCCAGCAGAAAUUGGAGACGGCCAACAGUGAUGAAAAGGAGCAAAUUUUCAAGGAGAUCCAGCCCAAUCUGCUCCAGCUGAUGAGUGACGUCUUCGGCAACUAUGUGAUUCAAAAGGUGUUUGAGCAUGGGAACCAGGGGCAGAAGAAAGUUCUGGCCAACCAGAUGAAAGGACACAUCAUGCAUCUGUCACUGCAGAUGUACGGCUGUCGAGUGGUACAAAAAGCCUUCGAACAUGUGUUGACCGACCAACAGGCAAGCCUAGUCAAGGAACUGGACGGUCCCAACUUGCAAAUCUUGAAAGUUGUCAGGGAUCAGAACGGCAAUCAUGUUGUCCAGAAAGCUAUUGAACGCAUUCCAGGGGAACACAUUCAAUUCAUUGUGGAUGCUUUCAAAGGACAAACUGCGAAGAUGUCAACCCAUCAAUAUGGAUGCCGGGUGGUUCAACGCAUGCUGGAGCAUUGCCAACCAAAAGCCAAGCGAAUCAUCCUGGAUGAGUUGCUUGAACAUAUUGUGCCGCUUAUUACUGACUCGUAUGGCAAUUACGUGGUACAGCACAUUAUUCAGAACGGCGAACCUCGAGAUCGGCGCCAUGUCGUCAACAUUGUGCUCCGGUCGCUUUUAUUGUUCUCGAAGCACAAAUUCGCCAGCAACAUUGUGGAAAAGAGUAUUGAAUUUGCCGAUGAAGACCAACGACAACAGAUUCUUCGGGGACUGACCGCUCCGGAUGAGCAUGGUGUCACACCAGUGCUUGGAUUGAUGAGGGAUCAGUAUGGCAAUUACGUACUCCAGAGAGUAUAUAAUCGACUCCAAGGCGAAGAGCUGGCCGCUCUUUUGGCGGAUAUGCAAAAGAACUAUGAUGUUCUUCGUCGAACCAGUUAUGGCAAGCAGGUUACCGCCAUCCACAGGAUCGUAUACCCCGACCAGAGUUCGUCAAAUGCAUCGACAGGCAGCCCAGAUUCGGUCCUGAUAGGUACCAGCACCGGCACCAGCACCAACGGCGAAGUUGACAGAGCUGCGAUUCACCAAGUAGAAGGCGAAUAGACGAAAGCUGAAAGAAGGGCAUCCCCCAUUCCGACUUCGUUGCUCCCGGAAGCGAGGGAUUGCAUGGUGUCAGUCGAGAAGGACCUUUUAGCGUGUCCGCUGCGUUUCACGAUAUUUCCAAUUUCUGUUAUACUGCUUCGGCGCGCGGUUGGCUUUGGAUUCGAAAGUCUCUAUAGAAUUGUGUUGGUGUUGGCAUCCACCUGCUUGGACGACUCGAAUUGUGUUAAUGUACGGAGUUUGGCGGUAAGUAUUGUGCACAUAUUGCCAGGCAAAUGGAUGGAAUGGCAUGGGGUGUGGUUGACUCUUGUUAUCAACCGGCACAUGGUUUGACGACGACAAAUGACGACGUCUGUGGAUACCCUUUUUGGAUUGAAGCCGGAUGGAUCAGGAUGCAGAAACAGAAAUGGCUCGGUACAUAUUAUUGUUCGAGAAGGAACGGUUGGACUCGCUUUCGUGGUUUUGAGGCGCAAAUGCACGGGCUAGUACAUCGACGGAUUGUGGGAUAUUUGAUCUUCUUGUGGCAGAUUAAGCAUUCGUUCGUCCAGCCUGCAUUGGAAAAGGCGAAGAGGUAC